AUGUCUCGCCGAGACGAUGAUCUGGCAUAUGGUGACUACCAUGGGCAGGAAGGCGAGGAGGGCGAUCGCGGGCUUAUAGGUGACAUGGGUCGGCGUUUUGGCUUUGGCAGAAAAGAGAACAACCAACCCUCAUCCUCAUCCUCACACCAAAACAGCGGCGGCAUGUCGUUCUUCAAGAAGCUCCACGACCCUCUUCACGGCUUCGUUUCCGAUCUAAAGGAUGCCAUAUCCGGAGACGAUAAUGCGCAGAAACCCCCACCGGGUACAUACCAACAACAAGGAGGGCAGACACAGCCAGGGCAAGAGUACCACGAGCAACAUCGCUUCUUGAGCUUCGCGCCUGAACGACAUGGCAACGAGACCAAGUGGUAUGUUGAUGGAUGCAGCUACAUGUAUGCUGUCUCCAUAGCUUUGGAGCGCGCCAAAGAGUCGAUAUGGAUACUUGACUGGUGGCUUUCUCCCGAGCUGUAUCUUCGCCGACCGCCAGCGAAGAACCAACAGUACCGGGUCGACCGGAUGCUACAGGCAGCAGCAGAACGCGGCGUCAAGGUCAACAUAAUCGUGUACAAGGAGGUUACGCAAGCUCUGACUCGUAAGUUUUUGAAUCCAACGUUACCCGACUAUCUUCAUUCUCUUCUACCGAGUUCGACGGAUAGUUUCACUAAAGGCCUUACGCGGGUCGGCUUAGAUGUCAUAUUCAAGAGUCUUGAAGAGUGGGAAAAGACAGAUCCGCUGAUUGCCCCUCCUAUUACAGUCUCCUCAGCUCAUACCAAACACCACUUGGAAGAUCUCCACCCCAACAUUGGUGUUUUCCGACAUCCCGACCAUCUACCAGAUGCGGCGGUAUUACAGUCAUCUUUCUUCGCAGCCAUGAAGAACAUGUCUUUCACCCCAGCAAAGCUCGCCCAGCUUCCCGGAGACGGCCUAAAGGCGAUUUACGGUGCUCACGAGGGCACUGUCAUGUACUGGGCGCACCACGAGAAGCUCUGCCUGAUUGAUGGACAUAUUGCAUUCAUGGGCGGACUGGAUCUUUGUUAUGGCCGCUGGGAUACUAACCAGCACGCAAUUGCUGACGCACAUCCUGGCAACAUCGAUCGGAUAGUGUUCCCAGGUCAGGACUUCAAUAACGCCCGCAUGUUGGACUUUCAAGAUGUCACCAACUGGGAGAACAACAAACUCGAUAGGACGCAAAGCUCUCGUAUGGGGUGGUCUGACGUAGCUUUGUGUAUCUCUGGUCCAGUCGUACAAGACCUUCGUACUCAUUUUGCGCAACGCUGGAACUUCAUCUACGACGAAAAGUACAGCAAAAAAGCUACUAGAUAUGCCAGACUACCGGAGACAAGCAGCGGAGCUCAACAGGCUCCAAUGCAACAGCGUGGAUUCGAAGGUGAAGAAGAGGGUCAGCGCGGAUUUGGUCGUGAAGAAGAGGGCGAGCGUGGACUGUUCGGACAUGGUGCUGGCGGACAUCUUCGCCAAAAGAUGCAGAGCAAAUUUGACCAGUACGGCCAGGAGCACUAUGGCCAGCAACAGUCGCACGCGGAACACAGCUCCCAGAGUGGCGGCGUGGAUUGCCAGAUCACACGCAGCUCUGCCAAAUGGAGCCACAACCUGGUCACUACUGAGCACUCUAUUCAGAACGCUUACUGCGAGAUCAUCCGAAACAGUAAGCACUUCAUCUACAUCGAGAACCAGUUCUUCAUCACCGCCACCGGUGAUCAACAGAAACCGAUCAAGAAUAAGAUCGGUGCUGCCAUGGUUGAACGCAUCGUUCGCGCUGCACGCAAUGGCGAGAAGUACAAGAUGAUCGUCAUGAUUCCUGCAGUGCCAGCAUUUGCUGGCGAUUUGAAGCUUGACGAGGCACUGGGUACCCGCGCUAUCAUGGAGUUCCAGUAUGACUCGAUAAACCGCGGCGGUCACUCAAUCUAUGAAGAGAUCGCUAAAGCCGGAUUCAACCCUAUGGAUUACAUCCGAUUCUACAAUCUUCGUAGCUACGACCGCAUCAACUCCAGCCAGAUUAUGAAAGAGGCAGAGCAACGUAGCGGUGUCUCGUACAAUCAAGCCUCAGAAGGUUACGAUGCGGCACAUGACAACGCUCGCGGCUACCAAGCUUACCGUCCACCGCCAUCCCAGGAGUAUGGAGUAUACGAAAUGGACGGCUCCGGUCGCCCUCCCUCUCAAGGCAGGCCUGAUGCUGGCCCGCAGAGCCAUGGCAGACCAGGUGAUUACGACCGCUACCAACAGGAAGCAACUAAGAUUGGUGGUCGUCAAGGCCUCGGCGACGGGCGCUGGGACACUGUCAGUGAGUGCUACAUGCUUGGUGGAGAGGACAUCCGCAGUGUGCCUUGGGAAGGUAGUGCUGCCGACGAGAUGGAUGCUUUCGUGUCUGAGGAGCUGUACAUCCACAGUAAGCUUUUGAUCGCCGAUGACCAGAUCGUCAUCUGCGGCUCUGCGAACCUCAAUGAUCGCUCCCAGCUCGGCGACCAUGACUCUGAGAUUGCGGUUAUCAUCCAGGACCCGAAGCCGGUUGACUCAUACAUGGACGGACGACCGUACCGUGCAUCCGAAUUCGCUGCUAGUCUUCGCAGAGAACUUUUCCGGAAGCACCUUGGUCUCCUCAAGCCCCAGGAUAUGGAGCGUCCGGAUGCCAACUACCAGCCCAUUGGUGUUCCCAACCAGUACGACUGGGGCUCGAAUGAAGAUCGUCAAGUCGUAGACCCAUUGUCCGAUGACUUCCAGAAUUUGUGGAACUGGAGGGCGCACACCAACACUCAAGCUUUCGGCAAGGUGUUCCAUCCUGUACCGAGCGACGAGGUCAAGAACUGGAAGCAGUACGACGAAUACUACUCUCGGUUCUUCGGACAGGAUCAGAAGGCGAAGGAGAACAAGAAACCUUCCUUGUACAAGUGGGGCCAUGUGGUCGCGGAGAACUUUGCACAGGGCGAGCAGGGUGUACGUGAGGUCAAGGAGGUGCUCAGCAGUAUCAAGGGAAAUUUGGUGGAGAUGCCUCUGCUUUUCUUAAAGGAAGAAGACAUCGCGCAGGAAGGUAUGGGACUGAACGCCGUCACUGAGGAGCUCUACACCUAG
Alternaria atra is the source of this 3084-nucleotide messenger RNA. RefSeq lists its product as uncharacterized. The record is from RefSeq and is a predicted model, not a curated record. Bases 1 to 3084 code for a protein of 1027 amino acids. Lineage: Eukaryota; Fungi; Ascomycota; Dothideomycetes; Pleosporales; Pleosporaceae. Gene Ontology annotation, molecular function: D-type glycerophospholipase activity. Gene Ontology annotation, biological process: cell motility; intracellular signal transduction; phosphatidic acid biosynthetic process. The transcript has 6 exons.